CUUGAUUUAUCGAUCCAGUUCGACAAUUCAGACAUGAGAUCCAAAUACUUACAUUAAUCAAUGGACAUCAUGUAACAUCACGUUUCCGCUGAUUCUGAUACGUUUCCAUAUGGGAUUCGUGAAUUUUUAAAGAGAACCUCCAUGUCGAUAAAGAUUACUCAUGUUUACUUGGUUUUGAGAACAUUCAAUCUUACCAGAUACUUUCCUUAGGGGAAGACGAAAAUCCUUGUUUGUCGUUAUGAUCAAAGCCAAGAAAACUGGGUCCAAGGUCCCUGCACAACAUUUUAUACUCCGGUUGUUUUAAUGGUGUCAACUACGGAAGAUCAACACGAGAAUGAGUGAGGAACGGUAUGAAUGUAUUUAUGGGAGCAGAAGGGGAUUCUUUUUUAAAAAAAACUCUUGAUCUCCAUUCAGAGCUGCCAGAUUAUCAUCUCGUGUGUGAUAUUCUAUCUCGGCUAGGAUCAUACCACAUUCCAAAUCAUGUAUGACGAUAUCCCAAGGGUUUUCUAGCAUCAAGGGCACACCAAUGCCUAACGGUCUCUUUAGUGAAGGCAGUUAGCUGCCAAAAGUUGGUGAUCAUUUACCCGCAAACUGGUUAGUCGCACCGAGUGGUGAGCAUCAUGGUGGUACUACUUGGAUUCAAUCUUUCGGCCCGCAGAUCGCAAUUAGUACAACAUGUUGGAUAUGCGGUGCCUAUAUUACUACCGACUACCUCUAACGUUUUCCUACUCUUUUUUGUUUUCCCUUCAUCACCAUUUAUUUAUUGCGCUAAUUUUUAAUCAUAAUCAUGCUUAAACUCUCUGCUGCUGUCGUAGCAGCUAUCUUGAGCUUCGUUGAAGCUAAGUCUUGCACUGAUAUUUCCAUUCCAGUGUCGAUCAAUGCUCGAAAUGGCAAUUUUAAUAUUCCACCUCUUUCUGAUGCUAUUGCCGUAACAAAGUUCGCGCAAGAUUUCCUGAGAGCAGGGCAAAAUUACAGUGCAUCUACGUUAUCAGGAUUCACUACAAUAACUGGCCAAUACAAUAUUGCUGCAACUGUUUGUGUACCAAGCGAGUCAAGUAGCAACUCUGAUUCAUGGCAAUUCCUUACUCAUGGAAUUGGCUUUGAUAGAUCGUAUUGGGAUUUGCCAUUCAACAACUACAACUAUUCAUACGUGGAUGUUGCGGUUGAUCAGUAUGGCUAUAGCACUUUAGCUAUCGAUCGCCUUGGAAUAGGUGAAUCCUCAAAGGCUGAUCCAACAUCAGUCAUUCAAGCACCUGCCGAGCUUUCGGCAAUCGUAGAAGUGACAAAAUUACUACGUGCGGGUGACUUACCAGGCGUCGAUAUCUCAGAACCAAAUAAGAUUGUCCACGUUGGUCAUUCUUUUGGUUCAAUCCUAUCAUAUGAGCUCGCUUCUGCAUAUCCAAGUAUCACAGAUGGACUCAUUCUCCAAGGAUUCUCCCUUGACGGUUCUGCACUUCCCCAGACAAUCGCAGGAUUCAACAUCCAAUCCGCAUCCGUAAACCAACCUUACAAAUUUGGCUCUCCUUCCAUCUUCUCUCUUUUCGGCUCCGCAAUCUCUCAACUCGAAAAUACAUUUACCAAAAUAGGAUGUUUCUACACCGCCGGCUCAAACAGAGAUACAGGUAACAUCCACGCCCAAGAUCUCGCCGACGGCUAUCUCACCUGGGCUAAUCUCGGCGCGAACCAAUUUAAUUUUCUCGCGUCUCCUUACUAUGAUCCGGAAAUCGCGGAAUAUACGGAAAUACAUAAGCAACCGUUUACGACGGGAGAACUCCUCACGUUGGCGGCGCAACCGUCGUCGGCGAAGGAGUUUGAGGGACCGGUGUUGGUGUUGGCGGGGAAUGAAGAUGCGAUUUUUUGUGGGGGGAAUUGUUUGGCGGGUGGAGGGAAUGUUUUGGAGGGGGUUAAAGGGGCAUUUCCGAGGAGUAGGGGGUUUAAAGCGUAUGUGUUGAAGAGUUGUGGUCAUGCGGUUAAUGUGCAUUUUGGGGCGGGGGAGGCGUAUAGAGUUAUGAAUGAGUUUUUGGGGGGAGAGGGGUUUUAA
Botrytis porri is the source of this 2041-nucleotide messenger RNA. RefSeq lists its product as uncharacterized. The transcript has 2 exons. Bases 788 to 2041 code for a protein of 417 amino acids. The record is from RefSeq and is a predicted model, not a curated record. NCBI's taxonomy places the organism in Eukaryota, Fungi, Ascomycota, Leotiomycetes, Helotiales, Sclerotiniaceae.